This is a messenger RNA of Pelobates fuscus (common spadefoot toad), 1096 nucleotides long. Its product is annotated as C-reactive protein-like. The transcript has 3 exons. The record is from RefSeq and is a predicted model, not a curated record. Bases 105 to 794 code for a protein of 229 amino acids. NCBI's taxonomy places the organism in Eukaryota, Metazoa, Chordata, Amphibia, Anura, Pelobatidae.
CUAACACACAGCCACAGAAACAACAGGUUUCAGUCUGGUUAUAUUGACAGCAGCUCUAUACAAGAAUAUAACAGAGCGGGGCUUGAAGUUCUUACUUCAGGAAGAUGGACGGAUACAUGAUUUUUUUCAUUAUUCUUACUGGAGCUAUGGCACACCAAGAUUUGGAAGAUAAAUCCUUAAUUAUUCCCAGGCAAGAUGACUAUUCAUACUUCAUUCUGAAACCAGAGGAGCCCAAGCCAAUGAGCAGUUUCACUGUCUGCCUUCAAUCCUUCUCUGAAUUAAUUGAAUAUUCUCUUUUUUCUUUGGCCACUGAAAAAGAGGCUAAUGCCCUUUUAAUUUACCCAAUGCCAGGAAAUAUGGUCUAUGUUUAUGUAGGUAAUGAAGAAAUCCGUUUCAAGGUAGAUGAAGGUCUUUAUGAAUGGAAGCACAUCUGUGUGAGCUGGACCUCUGAAACUGGAGUGACUCAGCUUUGGGUGAAUGGAAAACUGUAUCCUAGGAAGGUUUGCAAAAAAGGGUAUUCAUUUCCUGCCUCAACCAGCGUAAUACUGGGACAGGAUCAGGACUCCUUUGGAGGAAAAUUUGAUAAAAACCAAUCCUACACAGGUGAAAUAUCCGAUGUCCACAUGUGGGAUUAUGUGUUGUCCCCUGAAAAAAUACAGAAGGUUCAUUUUAGUGAAUUUAGUGGGAAUGUCCUCAAUUGGAGGUCUCUAGAAAUGCAAAAGAAAGGUGAUGUCCUUAUUGAGCCAAAAAUAUUGAGCAGGUCAUCAAGAAUGAAGAAUGUAUGUGCCAUAUGACAAUAAGCAAAUACUCUGUUAUCUCACAAAGGGUUGGAUUGCAUCCCAGUUGAUGGUACUGUUAGUUAAGGGUAAUUCAAAGCAAGGAGUUGCAGAUCACAAGCAAGAAAAUGACAGCCACACUGUGAGAUUAGACGAAACAUUUGCUAAAUUAGGCUGUGAAAAAAAAAACAAUUAUGCAAAUUACUCUUACAAAUGCUGCACUGAAUUGAUGUAAACGGGAAGGUGGUAAAAAUGUAUUUCUGGCUGGAAUGUCUUCAACUCCGAGAAUCAACCUAUGAAUAAUGAUAAUCCAACAAUGA